Messenger RNA from Sporothrix brasiliensis 5110, 1287 nucleotides. RefSeq lists its product as uncharacterized. Lineage: Eukaryota; Fungi; Ascomycota; Sordariomycetes; Ophiostomatales; Ophiostomataceae. The transcript has a single exon. Gene Ontology annotation, biological process: fungal-type cell wall polysaccharide metabolic process. Gene Ontology annotation, cellular component: fungal-type cell wall. Bases 1 to 1287 code for a protein of 428 amino acids. The record is from RefSeq and is a predicted model, not a curated record.
AUGAUGAACACCAAGAUCGUUGCCCUCGUGGCGUCUCUUCUCGCCCAACAGGCCGUCGCGCUCAAUGCCCACCGUCACGCUCACAACCAGUACCACGCCAAGAAGGCCGUUGAGUACGUGAACGAUGUCGUGACUGUCACCGACUGGACCAUCGUCACCGUUUACGAGGACGGCUCCCCGGCCCACACGACUACCACGGCGCCCAAGGCCAUCUACAAGGGUGCUCACACGGAGAGGCUUACGUCGACUUCGACGUCUGCUAAGAAGACAUCUUCGACGAAGAAGACGAGCUCCACUCAUUCGACGUCUUCGUCCUCAUCUUCGUCCUCUACCUCGUCCUCGUCUUCGUCUUCGUCGUCGACGUCGAUUGCGACGCCGACGACUCUCGUCACCUCCACCAAGGUGUCUUCCUCGUCUACCUCGACGAGCUCGAUCUCGUCUGCCAAGGUCCAGGCUGCGGCUGCUCAGGCUCAGCUCCCUACCACCAGCAUUGUCGCUGCCGUUGUCCCGACGACUUCGUCAAAGUCGUCUUCUUCUGCUGCUGUCGUUCCCACCACCGUCCCGUCUUCGUCUUCCGCCGGUCGGGGUGCUCGUGGUCUUGCCUACAACUCUGGUGACCUUCUGACUCCUCUCCUGGGCUCUGGCACCAAGUGCUCGUGGUCUUACAACUGGGGUCAGAUCGCCGACGUUUCGGCCCCUGAGUCUCUCGAGUUCGUGCCCAUGCUCUGGAGCCCCACGCACUCUGACGGUUGGAGUGACAACGCUGCGGCUGCUAUCGCCAAGGGGGCCACCAGCCUUCUGAGCUUCAACGAGUGCGAUAAUGUUGGCCAGUGCAACAUGGACCCCGCCAGCGCUGCGUCUGCUCACAUUGAAUUGAUGAACCCCUUCUCUGGCAAGGCGCGCAUCGGCACGCCUGCCAUCACCAACAGCAACAUUCCGGGUGAGGGUAUCGACUGGUUGAAGUCCUUUGUCUCGGCAUGCAACGGCCAGUGCGCCUUCGACUUCUGCGCCGCUCACUGGUACAGCCCCCCAGACCCCUCUGACUUCCUCAACCACCUUGUGGCUGUCCAUGAAGCCUGCGGCAAGCCUGUCUGGAUCACCGAGUUCGCCCCUACUGGUAGCGAUGAGGAGAUCAGCGCUUUCCUCGCGACCGUCAUGAAGGCCAUGGAUACUGACCCGACUUACUCUUUCGUCGAGCGCUAUUCGUACUUCAUGGCCGCCACUGGCUCGCUGCUGUCGUCCUCGACGACCCUCAGCUCGUACGGCUCGACUUUUGCUUACGAGUAA